GUCUAGCUGUGAUUUUCGACUUUGCACUACUAGGUACUCUUUCCUCGACUGGCUAUAUCACCGCUACAAGGCGUCUCGAGCACAGCUUGAAUGGAAUGACAUAAAGGAGCGGUCUCUGUCUCUUGUUUUUCCCAUCUUGGUUCUACUGUGUCACGACCAAUCCACCCCUAUCAACUUCUCAUUUCGGUGGCAAGUCUCGUGAUGAUCUCGAAUAUCGUAUUACCCAUAUUACUCCUUUUGUCUCCUUGCUUAGGUAUUCACCUCAAUGAUAAUAUCAAGAGGAAGAUCGCUUUGGAAUCAUUGAACGAUGUGCGUCGAGCGUUGGGCGCCUUGCCUGGGGCUAGGCAACUUCCGUUUGGUGGCUCUGAUUAUGCGCCGUACAGAGUAUCUUGCCCGGAUAAUUUUCAAUGGAUAAGGCCUGCCGAUGGAAUUGGUUCAGGAGAGGCAGCUUUUUUACAACAACGCAAACAAGUGACCCAACCCGCUAUCAACAGCAUGUUGAGCAAAGUCAACCUCACAUCACCUCCGAGGUUGCCAAUUCUAGGAGUUGCGCUAUCAGGAGGAGGGUAUAGGGCCAUGCAGGUCGGGAGCGGUAUGGUUCAAGCCCUUAUGGCGAAUUACCCCGAGUCUGCUACUUCUGGACUGGGAGGAUGGCUGGACGGAAUGGCUUACAUGGCUGGGUUGAGUGGAGGCUCUUGGGCCACUGGAAGUUUCAUGAUCAACGGGGGUAGAUUACCGACAGAUCUUGUCAACGAUGUUUGGAAUCUCGCCUCGGACUUGGUCGUACCUUCCGAUGACAAGUUGACUUUCUACUACGACUUGGUUUCAGAAGUCAACGCAAAACAGGGUACAGGUUUUCAAACGCAAAUCACCGAUUUAUGGGCUUUAGCACUUGGGAAUCAUCUUUUACCACCUCAAUACAGGUUGGACACAAGCCCCAAUGUCACUUUUGCUCAAUUACCCGCUGUUGUUCCUGCCUACGCCAACGCAUCUUUACCCAUGCCUAUAAUCAUAUCUGUUGAACGUGCACCCGGAACCACUGUCAUUCCUGAGAAUUCGACCGUCUAUGAGUUCACACCGUACGAAUUUGGUAGUUGGUCUUGGGGUAACACUUCCAAGACUGUGGGUGCCUUCACAUCUAUUGAAUAUCUUGGUAGUUCGUUGGACAAUGGGCAACCAAACGAUACCACUUGCUUCAAAGGAUUUGACCAGCUCUCUUUCGUCAUGGGUACUUCUUCCACACUUUUCAAUAACGCCAUCAUUGAAUUAGACUCUGCCAAUGCCAGCUCUGUGGUCGUCGAUGCUGCGACGGCCAUCUCGGAGGCCUUGGGUGAUGCUGAUAACGAUGUUGCAUUGUAUCCCAAUCCAUUCGCCAACUGGAACGCUUCGAACAACCCCAAUGCGGAUUCACAAUAUAUAACCCUUGUUGAUGGAGGGGAAGAUAAUCGAAAUAUACCUGUCGAACCUCUUCUCAUCCCCGAAAGAGCAGUCGAUGCUAUCUUGGCAUUCGAUUCAUCUGCCGAUACACCUUAUUCAUGGCCUAAUGGUUCUUCACUAGUAGUGACAUAUCAAAGUGCAAUGAUUCACACCUCAGAUUCCUCUCCCAACCUUCGUAUGCCACCUGUACCAUCAACAAACGGUUUUAUCAACGGUGAAUUAAACACUAGACCAGUUUUCUUCGGUUGUAACGAUACAGAACUUUCCUCUCCUAUAAUAAUUUACGUUCCAUCAUACCCUUGGAGUACACCUGCUAAUUAUUCAACACUUCAAUUACAAUAUGAUAAUUCAACUGCGACUCAAUUAGUCUUAAAUGGUUUAAGAAGUUUGACUUUAAAUGGUACUGUCCGAGAAUGGCCACAAUGUUUAGCUUGUGCUUUAUCCGAUAGAUCAUUUGGAUAUACCAGUCAAAAUAGAAGUUCGGUAUGUCAAAAAUGUUUUGAUAGAUGGUGUUGGGAUGGAAAAGAUAAUACCACCCAACCAGCGAGUUAUGAACCUAGAGUUGGCAGUGUACCAAAUUGGUUGGUGGAACAAGGAUUGGCGAAUCAGACAACGACUUCAAGUGGGACUUCAAGUUCGGCUAGUCCUUCAGCUAGUGGGAAGAAUUCAGGAGCUAGUCAGGUCAAGGUGAUGACGUUGGGUGGACAGAUUCGUAUCUUGUUGACGAUGGGAUUGAUGGUGAUGGUGAUGAUAGUGUAGGGAAUUGGACAAUUGAACAAAUCUGUUUUUCUAUGUGUUAGUAGACAUCAAGCAUGGCAUUAUUCUUUUUGUGUG
Tremella mesenterica DSM 1558 is the source of this 2271-nucleotide messenger RNA. RefSeq lists its product as uncharacterized. The record is from RefSeq and is a predicted model, not a curated record. The transcript has 7 exons. Gene Ontology annotation, molecular function: A2-type glycerophospholipase activity. Gene Ontology annotation, cellular component: cytosol. Gene Ontology annotation, biological process: glycerophospholipid catabolic process. Lineage: Eukaryota; Fungi; Basidiomycota; Tremellomycetes; Tremellales; Tremellaceae. Bases 202 to 2196 code for a protein of 664 amino acids.